GAACAACGAAGAGGAGUUCCUGCCAGCCAUUUUCCCUGCUUUCUUCCGCUCAGUUUUCCUUCUUUUUCAAUUGUAGCCUGCUUAGACGCCUGGUGACUCUCAUCUCCCAGCAGGCCACGCUGCUGGCGUCCAACGAAGCCUUUAAAAAGCAGGCGGAGAGUGCUAGUGAGGCGGCCAAGAAGUACAUGGAAGAGAAUGACCAGCUGAAGAAGGAAGCUGCUGUUGGCGGGGUGAAGUCGGACGGUAGGGAUGCCGAGAAGAAGGUGGAAGAAGAGAACAGGAGCCUGAAGGCUGAUGUGAAGAAGCUGAAGGACGAGCUGGACGUCAACAAGCAAAAAUUAGAGAAGGCUGAAAACGAGGCUCUGGCCAUGCGGAAGCAGUCCGAGGGCCUGACCAAGGAGUACGACCGCCUGUUGGAGGAGCACGCGAAAUUACAGGCAGCAGUAGACGGCCCCACGGACAAGAAGGAGGAGUGAGCCUGCUCCUCCCCGCCUGCUACCUGGCCUGUGCCCGCUGCUGCCUGCACCCUGGCCUCCCGGGUACUUCGGCUCGCCCCCUCCCGCUUCCCGCCCCCUUGCGCACCUCGCAGUUGGCGCUGUCCCGGCGUACUGCAGGGGACCCGGUUGCCGCCCACUCAGGAUGAGUUUGCGAACGUCCUGGCCAGCCAGGCAUGAGGCAGGCAUUGCUUCCCACUGAGUUGAGCCGUUUUUUGUGUUGCGUGUUGUUUGGGGCUCCAGGGCCCCUUUUCUCUGGUCCUGCUGGAGGGUCGAUGGAGCAGGCCUAGUAGAGUUUCUCUUGGGGGCAAUAAAGGUUGUUAUCACGUGA
Messenger RNA from Lontra canadensis (Northern American river otter), 825 nucleotides. Its product is annotated as B-cell receptor-associated protein 31-like. NCBI's taxonomy places the organism in Eukaryota, Metazoa, Chordata, Mammalia, Carnivora, Mustelidae. The annotation marks the transcript as partial. The record is from RefSeq and is a predicted model, not a curated record. The transcript is spliced from 4 exons. Gene Ontology annotation, biological process: intracellular protein transport; endoplasmic reticulum to Golgi vesicle-mediated transport. Gene Ontology annotation, cellular component: endoplasmic reticulum; endoplasmic reticulum membrane.